UUUCCCAUAAUGAAAAUGGACGUUGAAAAAAUUUUCCGCAUGAAAGGUGGGGUGGGGAAGACUAGCUAUUCCAAAAAUUCUUCUCUACAGAAGAAGGCUUCUGAUAAGGUGAAAUACAUAACCCUGGAGACCAUCGAACAAGUUUAUCUGACCGCAAAACCAAAGAGCUUAGGCAUAGCUGACUUGGGUUGCUCCUCAGGACCCAACACAUUGUCAAACAUUAGAGAAAUAGUGGAUGCAAUUGAAGAGAUCAGUCGCAGAACCUUGCAACCAGCACCUGAAUUUCGAGUGUACCUAAAUGAUCUUCCCACCAAUGACUUUAAUGCUAUAUUCCAGGCCUUACCAGAUUUCUAUGGUGGCCUCAAGAAUGGAAGAAGCAAUCAGGGGGCGCCUCCGUCUAUAUACAUAGCUGGUUAUCCUGGAACAUUUUAUGGAAGACUUUUCCCUGAUAACUGCUUGCACUUCAUAUAUUCCUCCUACAGUUUGCACUGGCUAUCCAAGGUUCCUCAGGGUCUUUAUGAUGAGACAUGCAGAUCAAUCAACAAAGGCAGCAUAUAUAUUUCUGAUAACAGUCCUCCAGAGGUGCCCAAAGCAUACUCCAAACAGUUCCAGGAAGAUUUCUCACUGUUCUUGCAUUCAAGGUCAAAGGAGCUUGUUAGUGGAGGUGGGAUGGUGCUGAUUUUGUUGGCAAGGAAAGGUCCUAAUCAUAUUGAUAGAGGAAAUUCAUUCUUCUGGGAAAUUCUCUACAGAUCUUUAGCCUCUUUGGUUCGCAAGGGAGAUGUUGAGGAGGAAAAACUGGAUUCAUAUGAUGUUCAUUUUUAUGCGCCAUCCAAGGAGGAAUUGGAAGAUUUGAUUAAAAAGGAGGGGUCCCUGAAAUUGGAAGGGGUUGAAAUGUUUGAAAUUGAGAAAGAUGUUUGUGAUGGUGGCGCUACAAGCUAUGGAACAAGGGUUGCUAUGACUGUUAGGGCUAUUCAGGAAUCAAUGAUCGCCCACCAUUUUGGUGAUGCAAUCGUUGAUGAUUUGUUUGAUAUAUAUGGAAGAAUGGUUGAUGAAGAAAUGGCCAAAGAAGAUAUUAGGCCUAUGACUUCAGUUGUUGUCCUUCGAAAACUAUGACAGGAAGUUUGUGCCGAAAUUAAUGAAUCCAGUCAGGCCUGAUAUAAGUAAUGUUAAAAAGUAGUGUAAUGUUUGUGUAGUUUAAGUUUUGGAAAUUGUAUAUGAAU
This is a messenger RNA of Coffea eugenioides, 1220 nucleotides long. RefSeq names its product salicylate carboxymethyltransferase. Gene Ontology annotation, molecular function: S-adenosylmethionine-dependent methyltransferase activity. Lineage: Eukaryota; Viridiplantae; Streptophyta; Magnoliopsida; Gentianales; Rubiaceae. The transcript has 4 exons. Bases 10 to 1113 code for a protein of 367 amino acids. Gene Ontology annotation, biological process: methylation. The record is from RefSeq and is a predicted model, not a curated record.